AUGCAUAACUACAGAAUAUUAUCUGAUAUAUUAUUUCCUUUGAGAGACAAGGUGGCAGCAGUGGCACCUAAUGUACCAGCACUCUACGAGCUGCAUUUUUCUGUACCAAUGGCUGGGGCAGUCCUUUCUGCGCUUAACCCAAGGCUAGAUGCUGCCACUUUGGCACUACUACUUCAACAAUUAGAGGCCAAAGUAAUUUUUGUGUACUCUGACUUCAUUGAGAUUGUGCUUGAAGCACUUAACGUUCUUCAAGAAAAAGACAAGCCACAUUUUCUGGCCUUAAUCAAUGAAAGUAGCAAUGAAAAAGAACUACCAGUAUCAUUACCACCAACAAAGAUUCUGGAUUACCAUACCCUUCUAGAAAUGGGGCAGUCCAAUUUCAAGAUUGUGUACCCGAAAAAUGAAUUUGAUCCGAUUUCGAUAAGUUUUACUUCUGGAUCAACAGGGAAGCCUAAAGGAGUAGUGUAUGGUCACAGAGCUGCAUAUUUGAAUGCAAUUGCUGAUAUUUUCAGAUAUGAGAUGCAAAACAUGCCUGUUUUUCUCUGGACAGUGGACAUGUUUCGAUGUAAUGGAUGGUGUCUCCCCUGGACAGUAGCUGCUUUGGGUGGCACUAAUAUUUGCCUUUCAAAAAUCAGUGGAAAAGAAAUUUUGGAUUCCAUUUAUCUUCAUAACGUGACACAUUUUUGUGGUGCACCAAUGAUUCUUACAAAAAUUUCAGAUGCCAUAGCCACAAAUCAGCCCUUGUUACCUCACCAGGUGAAUGUAACAGUAGCAGGGGUAUUGCCACCACCAGAAAUUCUGACCAAACUGGAAGAAUUAGGAUUUAAUAUUAACCAUGCAUAUGGUAUGAGUGAAGCACUUGGUCCAAUGAUAUCAAUGUCUAGGAAAUAUCAAGAUGAUUUUUCCAACUCGAAUGAAGAUGUGAACAUGAAAAUUCGCGAAGGAAUUCACAGUAUUAUGAUGGAAGAAGUUGAUGUAAAAGAUCCAGAGAGUAUGAAAAGUGUGCCAGCAGAUGGGAAAACUACAGGGGAAAUCAUGUUUAGAGGCAAUGCUAUGAUGUUAGGGUACUUGAAAGAUACUACAAAAACUGAAGAAGCAUUUGAGGGAGGGUGGUAUAGGACUAAAGAUCUUGGAAUUAAAUACCCAGAUGGGUAUAUAAAACUGAAGGAUCGCGCCGUUGACAUAAUCAAAUCUGGGGGAAAAAUUAUAAGCACUCUUGAAAUUGAAGCUGUUUUGAUUAGGCAUCCUAUGGUUUUGGAGGCUGCAGUUGUAGCAACACCUGAUGAUGUUGUAGGAGAGACCCCUUGUGCUUUUGUGAAGUUGAAAGAAGGGUGUUUUGUUACUGAUGAGGAAAUCAUAAAGUUUUGUGAAGAUUGGCUACAGGAUUACAUGGUUCCAAAGGCAGUAAUUUUUGGUGAUUUACCACUCAAUUCUUCAGGGAAAAUACAGAAGUUUAUACUCAGGGACAAGGCCAAGACAUUGAAAUGGGCACUUUCAUAG
Messenger RNA from Nicotiana tabacum (common tobacco), 1500 nucleotides. The record is from RefSeq and is a predicted model, not a curated record. NCBI's taxonomy places the organism in Eukaryota, Viridiplantae, Streptophyta, Magnoliopsida, Solanales, Solanaceae.